CCUGACUGAAUGAAGAAGGUAUUUGCAAAACUUAUCUGCAUUUUUUUCCUCCAAAAAUUUUAAAUUGUUCUUUCUUGAAACUUACCUGAGUACUGUAGAGAUGAACCAAUUGGAGUCACUGCUGCUUUAUUUAACAGUGAGUGCUGUGUUUAGUGGAAUAUCCCUUUAUAAAUUAUGGAAGAACAAAGUGAAAAUAGAAAAUGCUUCUGGUUUUGGUUUGCUGUCUUUGCUGAUUUUAGAAAUUGUCUCCUUUUUCAUCCUAUCUGAAAGUGCUGGCUUGGUCUUGUUCUCUGCAGCCUGUAUUAUCUAUUUGUAUUCAAUACCUGACAAAUACAUGUUACCAAUGGAAGGAAAAUCUGUUCUUAUUACAGGGUGUGAUUCUGGGCUUGGACAUGCACUAGCUAAGCACUUGGAUGAACUAGGUGUUCUUGUGUUUGCUGGUGUUUUGGAUAAGAAAGGGCCGGGUGCUGAAGCACUAAAAAGGAUUUGUUCACCGCGACUUUCGCUUAUCCAACUUGAUGUCACAAAUGUUGAAGAGAUAAAAAAAGCCUACACUAAUGUCAAGAGCCGGGUGCAAGAUGCAGGUUUGUGGGGCAUUGUGCAUAAUGCAGGGGUCCUUGGCUAUGUUACAGAUGGAGAAUUGCUUCCCAUAAAUGUUUACAGGCAGUGCAUGGAGGUGAACUUCUUUGGUGCUGUUCAAAUCACAAAAAUGUUUAUAUCAUUAGUCCGGAAAGCCAAAGGGAGAUUAAUUAGCAUUUCCAGUAUGGCAGGACACACACCAAUUCCUGGAUUUGCAGCUUAUGGAGCAUCAAAGGCAGCUCUCUCUAUGUUCUCUGCAGUAAUGAGGCAGGAUCUCUUCAAGUGGGGGGUCAAAGUAUCUACCAUUCAUCCUAGUGGUUUCAAAACAAAUAUUUUUGGCUCACAAGAACAUUGGAGAAGCCAGGACCAGAACAUUUUGGAUAACGUCAUGCCAGAUGUCAAAGAAGAUUAUGGUUCAGAUUAUCUAUCAAGCAUACAGGAUUUGCAUCACAAAAUGUUUGACAUCUCUUCUGCUGACCUCUCCCCAGUCUUAGAAGAUGUGUGUCAUGCUCUAUUGGCAGAAAAUCCCCACGCUACAUACACACCAGGCAAGUUUGCCUACUUUAUUCCUUGUUUAGCUCAUUAUUUUCCUCUUUGGGUUUAUGAUUAUUUCUCAAAGCAAGUAUUCCCAAGUCACAAGACUCUUCUUCCAAGAUCCCUAAGGAUAUCUCAGGUUAAAAACAAAACUCUCUAGUCUACUGUGAAAGACUGAACUCAUUUUAAAACCUUUAGUAUUAUUAAUAUGCAAUAUCUACAUAACACAACACAUUGUAUUAUUUUAUUAUUAUAAUUAUUAUUUUAUAAGGGUAUUAUGUAAUCUACUUGUUAAUAUUACCUGAAAAAUAUGACAUUUACACAUGUAUUUUAUUUGUUUGCAGGUAAAAAAACAUAUUACCUUAGUUGUAUCAGUACAAACUCAUAAUCAAUUUAUUAAAAUAAAA
Molecule: messenger RNA, 1520 nt
Organism: Bombina bombina (fire-bellied toad)
Lineage: Eukaryota; Metazoa; Chordata; Amphibia; Anura; Bombinatoridae
Gene: HSD17B2
Product: hydroxysteroid 17-beta dehydrogenase 2
Exons: 5
Coding region: 101-1273 (390 amino acids)
Molecular function (GO): oxidoreductase activity
Source: RefSeq, a predicted model, not a curated record